Klebsormidium nitens is the source of this 2276-nucleotide messenger RNA. Lineage: Eukaryota; Viridiplantae; Streptophyta; Klebsormidiophyceae; Klebsormidiales; Klebsormidiaceae. The record is from the annotation of a GenBank genome assembly.
GUGGCAGCCUAGCGGGUCCAGGUACAGUGCAUCUCAGCAGAAGAAUUUAGAAAGGCUCAGCAAGCAAAAAGGGCGGAAAGCAGCUCGGUAGGAGCCUCCUUAAAGGCUAUAGCUUGCAGCUUGUGAGUCACUCGCAGGGCCUCAGAAUGAUUGUCAGCUGGGGAUUGAGAUCACAUGAAGCUUAGUGACCCAUGCAGGUCGCAGCAGACGUCAUCUUUCUUCUUUGUAUCAGCUAUAAUGUACGUUUGCCAGCUCCCAAUCAUAAGUGUGUAGUAAAAGCAGCUCGAGCUUUACAUUUGGUGUUGCCUUUGAGCCCUGCCCUGAGCCAAGCUGGUGAAGUGGAGUCUUCCUUUUUGGGCAUUGCACAAUGGCCACCGAGAAGCCGGAAUGGAAGAUCAUUUUGGAAGGCUUAAGGGCAUCCCUUUUGAAGAACUACCUGCCCUUCGCUUUCUUUGUGGCGCUGCUGGUGGCCCUCGCAUGGCCCCUACCAGGCGAAAAAGUUUUGGAGCCAGAGGUGGCGGGCGUGCACGUCAUCACCUUUGUCUGCAUCUGCAUCGUCUUCUUCAUCUCGGGGCUGACCCUCCGCACCGACGAGCUCAAAAAGUCGCUCACGCGGCGCACCAUCUUCGGUACGGUGUUCGGCUUCCUCUCGAUCGUCGCGCUGACCCCGCUCCUCGCGUACGGCGUCCGGGACCUGCCGUUCAGCCCCCGGGAAUUUGCGACGGGGCUCGCGAUCUUCUGCAUGAUGCCGACCACGCUCGGGGUGGGCGUCUCCCUAGUGACGUCAGCCAAGGGCAACGUGGCGCUGGCCAUCUUUCUAACGGUCGGCACCAACAUUCUGGGCGUGGUCCUCAUCCCGCUCUGGCUGCGCGCCGUGCUGACCGGCGCGAAACACGGCGUCGAGAACCUGAACAUCAGCUACCUGGACCUGUUCCUGAAGCUGCUCCUCUCGUUCACGGUACCCACCGUUGUCGGGAAGGCCCUGCGCGAGUACUGCCCCGGCGUGCUCCCCUUCGUGCGCGCGCAUAAAACCGCGCUGUCGCUGUUCAGCAACACCAUCCUCGCGGUCAUUAUCUGGCAGACGAUCUCGAGCGGGCGGGAGAUCCUGGUCAACGCCAAGUUCGGCGACGUGUUGCUGGUUAUCGUCGCAACGACGCUCAUCCAUUUUAUCUAUCUACUAUUUAAUGCGCUCGUGCUGUACGGAAUGCGCGUCCCGCCGUUCGAGGGCGUGUCGGUGCUGAUCAUGGCGAGCCAGAAGAGCGCGCCGGUCGCGGUUUCGGUCAUCACGUUCAUCACGUCGGACGCCGCGACGCAGGGGAUCCUCGCCGUCCCGUGCGUGAUCGGGCAGCUGAUGCAGAUCUUCGUGGGGCAGCCGCUCGCGAACUAUCUGGCGGGGAGGAUCAAGCGGUGGGAUACGGAGCAGGCGGAGAUCCAGCGCGCGCAGGCGGGGGAGGCCAAGCCGGAAAUGAAGGCGGAAGACGUGCCUUGAAGUGGGUUUUUGAGGUUGGGGAGGGGCGGAAGAAGUGAAGGCGGAAGAAAGGCCUUUGAGUGUUGUGGGGAUGGGCGAGGAACUGAAGGCGGAGGACGUGCCUUGAAGUUUUUCUUGGGGGUUGGGGCUGAAGAAGCGAAGGCGGCAGAAGGGCGUUGGGAUAACGGGGGAAUGGUGGAGGAAAUGAAGGCGGACUACGUGCCUUGUUUAGGGGAGGAGGGGUAAGCGGGGCCGGAAAAGUAAAAGGGGGAACGGAGGCGCGGGUUGAGACUUGACGUGCGAUCGUUGUACGGGCAAGUUACGAGGCCGCAUUGCAAGGUGCCUGUAAAGCGGGGGCAUUGUCUUUUUGUGCGAGUCACUCGUCAUUUGCCCGUUGCAGCCCUUGAGGUGUAAGGUAGCGAAAUUGGUGCCAAGGAAGGAGUUGGGAGGAUCCCACCUCCUUGAAUUCGCAGGAUGUUCAUUCGUGGGAGAGCUCAGUAAGACGCCUGGAGCGUAAGGGUAAAAUUUGAUGUCACGCUGUCAUACAUUAGUAUGGCAACUGUCGAAGGGCGCAUCCAAACAACAUUUAGACUUGAGGCCGUCGUCAAAAGGAAGCAUAGAGGGCUUGAUGGUGCGGUCAUCGAAAGAAGUCGGAAAGCCUGCCAAAUCGAAACGAUUUAAGCAGUUGGAAUCUAGGGUAGACUCUGAUCAAAACGACGAAGCUAUAAUUUCUAUCAGCGAGAUCGACUCGAAUUAUACCGUCAGUGUGAAAAACGUUUGCGAUCGGAUGAUCCAACCCAUUACCGAC